AUGGUAUGUGUGACUCGGUCAUCAUCGAAAAAUGAAGAAGGUGAAGCUGUGGAUGCAGUUCCACCUGUCCGUACUCGGGGGAGAGCUUCAUCGGGAAGGAAAACCACAACACGACGAUCUCGACUAACACAUGCUGCUGAAGACAAGUCAGACAGUUCAAAAAUCCCUGAAAGUUUGGAAGAGACUGAUUCUGGCUCACCAGGAAGCACAGAAUCGCGGAGCACAUCAGUUUCGUCUAAUCCGUUGCCUUCGACACCUAGUAGGAGAUCAAGAAAGAAGCGAACAUCUGAAGCAGAAGAUGACGGAAAUCCAACUAACACCGUUGAUUUGCAUGAAACCAGCAGUGGUCUGCAAAAUGCGGAACAGGAUGAGCAAAAGGAUUCGGAACCUAGGAGUGUUUCUGCUUCAAAUACACCGUCAGUCACUAGUGCAAAACCGCCUUCCACGCCAUCUAGACGAAGAAGAGGUUCAUCAUCUUCUAGCCAGACUGCUCCUCUUGCAUCGCCAGCUAGGAUUACAAGAGCUAUGAGAAGAGCUGGUAUAAGUACCCCGAAAGAUGUGGUAGAAUUGGAUAUUGUUGUGGAAGAACCACCCAAUGAGAGUCAAAGUUCAGAACAUCCUGUAGAGGAACGAGAAGUGGAAAAAUCACCAAUUAAAUCGCCCGUUUCUCGAGAAGCACAUAUGUCACCUACGAAGGAAUCGAUUACUGAAAGUACAGGUGAAGAAAUGGUUGUUCCUGAGAAAGAAACGCAUGAAAUUAUUGCUUCUCCUACAAGGAAGCGGUCCCCGAAGUCAGAUGAAUCUUUGGUCCCUUCAUUGGAAAAUGAUCAACCUGCAAAUGAUCUUAGCAGUCCAUCUACCGGAAAAUCGUCUGCAAAGAAACCUUGCCGAAAAGAUAUUGCUUCUCCCAAUCGACAGGAGUUCGAGAACGUAGAGGAAGUUUGUAGUUCCCCGAAGAUGAAAUCCCCUGUUAAGGAUGCCGUAGCUGAAGAAGUUGACGCUUCUGAAAGUGUAAUUGGGGCAAAAACACCGAAUAGUUCUCCAUCAAAAGCAUCCUCAUCAAAGGAAGUACCUUCUCUAGAAGGCUCUCUUUCAGAAGAAAUAGACGUAGAGGAGAGAUUAUGUAGUCCUAUACGAAAUUCACCAGUAAAGGAAGUAUCUCCUGUGAAGAUGAAAGAAGUAUCACCUACGAAAACUGCGGAUAAAGAAAGCUUGGACUUUGAGAUGGAACAAUUUCGUUCACCCAAACAAAAGUCUCUUAGCGCAUCCCCAGGUAAGAAUUCUCCCAUCACGAAUACAUCACCUGUCAAAGCCACAACCUCAUCAAGUUUGGAUAUGGAGGUAGAACCAUCUAGCCCAACUGGCAAUGUAUCAGGAAUUGAGGAAAAGAUUUCUGGAGAGGAAGUUGUGCCAGAGAAUUUGAAUUUCGAGGCGGAACUCGUUCUAUCUAGGAUUAUUACUCACGCCGAUGAGGCAACUCCAGUGAAAACAACUAAGGCAGAAGAUGUGGAUUUGAAAAAAGAUCUUCUGCGCUCGCCUACGAAAAAGUCACCCGUAACGGAAGACUCACCUGGGGACGUUAUUUGCGUAGAAGAAACGGAUAUCCAUGAAGAACAGUGUGUUGUAUCUCCACUGAAAAGAUCACCAGAGAAGGUAUCAUCUCCGGUGAAAAAUCUCACAGAUGAAAUGCUCACUGGUUCACCCGUGAGGAAAUCACCCAGAAAUGCUGACGCUACUGAUGGAUUUGUUUCGCCUCCAGCGCAGCGGAAGGAGAAAUCAAUCGGUUCGAUUUCCGGCAAGUCUCCUGUGAAGGAUAUUAUUCCUACCAUCGCAGAUGAAUGUGCUCCGGAGGAUGAAUCUGUUACGCAUAUGCCGACUACACAAGUAGGCAAGAUAAGCCCUAUGAAACCCGGAAGCGAAGCGGACCACGAUGACGUCAUUGCUGAAUCUUCGCCUGGUCACCAAAAAUCUCCUUUGGGACUCUUUGAGCCGGACACUUCAGUGCCGGUUCCAGGAGAGGAAUCGGUAAAGAAACCACUAAAGAAGAAAUCAGAAAAGGCGUCGAAGAAGAGCGCCGAGCCGGAACCCACUAUAGAGGAUGAAGAGGACCAACCGAGUUGUCAGGAUGGCGAAAAAUACGUUGAACUGGAAUCAUUUAAGAAGUUGUUUAAAAGACCAAAAUAUCAUAAGAAAGAAUUUGCGAGGUCAAUUUCUGCUCUAUAUACGUAUGCUAGUAAGCUAGAAACUCGUAAGAAUGACUUACCUACGGAAAUUUUGAGUAAUGACGUUGAAACGGUAUGGCAAUUCAUCGCAUUCCGAAGCAAACAGAUCAGUAAGGAAUUCAGGAAGAGAUUCGGACUCUUCGAUAUCGAUUUGAAACUACACAAAGAGGCGGAGAGUUCGGAGGACGAGUCUGAGGAUCAAGACGAGAAUGAGGACGAAGAGUUGAAUGAAAAUGACGAGGAGGAGGAAGAAGUGGAUUUGCUAAACCUAAAGGAUGAGGACUUGAAAGACUUGGAACGCGAGAUGGAUGAAAUGCGCGAAGAGGAGAAUGAGAAGGAACCAGAACAGGAUGAGAACACAGCGCCUCGUAAGAAGUAUCCAAAAUCAGUGGUUGAUGAUAAAUUCUUCAGUCUCGCUGAAAUGAAUGCUUUUCUUGAUGAACAGGAUCGCCAGGAAGGUGCAGAAACUGAUAUUCUGGAUACUGCUGACGAUUCGUGGACAGGGACAGCGGACUACUGCUAUGAGGAUUUCUUCGGCAAAAAAGACAUCGCUGAAGAGCCCAUUAAGGGCAAAGAGAAGAAGCUAAAAAAGAGGACUCGUACAAAGGACUCCGACAAGUCAGCUAAAAAGUCUAAAACUUUUCGAUUCGCCAUGGAUGAGGCUGAGCCAGAAAUAGAAGGCGAAGCAAAUGGUUUGAUGGAGGAAGAAGAGCAGACACCAGUAUUACUAGGUGACACGGAAGAACCUCAACAACAGGAGACUAAAUUGAAGAGAAGUCUUAAACGAUUGAAGGAAACCAUUAAAAAGCUUGAAGCUGAAAAUCUUGCACCAAGAUCAUGGGAAAUGAGCGGGGAGGUGACAGCUCAGCAAAGAGGAGAGAACGAACUGCUCGAGACUCAUCUUCAAUUUGAUCACGGAAUUAAGAAGGCACCCGAGAUUACGGAAGUUUUCACUGAAAAAUUAGAAGAAUUGAUAAAGCAACGCAUAAAAGACAAGGUCUUUGACGAUGUGGUGCGCAAGAAACGUAUAGAAGAGCGAAGUGAACCGUAUAGAAAUCAGGCUAUAGAAGAGAGAGAAAUGGUCAAGACAUCUCUGGCAGAAGUUUACGAAAAAGAAUAUCAGAAAGCUGUUGGGGAGAAUAAAGCAAAUAACGAAGUUAACGAGGAACAUGCAGCGAUCGAUAAACAAAUGCGUGAACUUUUUCGACUUAUUGAUGCGUUGUCGAACUUUGAUUAUACACCACCAGAGGUCAAACCUGAAGUCCGUGUUGUUUCAAAUAUGGCAGCAUUGAGAGUGGAAGAAGUGGGAAUGAGCGCAUCAACAGAUGCACAACUGUUAGCGCCAGAAGAAAUGAAGAAACGACAAAAAGGUGAUCUCAAAGGUGAUGAUGAACGCAAUCGCACCGAUAAAUUGCGUCAACGAAGGAAGAAGAAAAAUCGACAGAGGGCUAUGGUAGAGCUGUUCGGCGAAGAGAAAGCUAUGGAGGGACUGAAGAAGAAGAAAAAGAAGAAAGUCGACGAAGACACAAGCUCAUCUGGAGGUGAAAAGCUGAAGAGUGCUGCAUUCUUCAGCAAGCUGCAGGAAACCGUGAGAAAUGAAAUCAGAGAGAAAACAACGAAGAAAAAGAAAAUCUCGAAGGUGAAAUCUGAACAGGUUUCUGUUGGUGGUUCCAAGUACAUGCUAUGA
Necator americanus (New World hookworm) is the source of this 3909-nucleotide messenger RNA. RefSeq lists its product as uncharacterized. Gene Ontology annotation, biological process: rRNA processing. The transcript is spliced from 22 exons. The record is from RefSeq and is a predicted model, not a curated record. The coding region runs from base 1 to 3909 and encodes 1302 amino acids. NCBI's taxonomy places the organism in Eukaryota, Metazoa, Nematoda, Chromadorea, Rhabditida, Ancylostomatidae. Gene Ontology annotation, cellular component: Mpp10 complex; nucleus; small-subunit processome.